CUGGCCACCGUGCUCGUGCUGGGGCUGGGCAAGGCGCUCAGGGUGCUCAAGUUCCCGGACUUGGACAGGAACAUACCUCGGAAGACGUUUCCACUACCUCUUCUAUAUUUUGGGAACCAAAUCACAGGACUGUUCAGCACAAAGAAACUGAACUUGCCAAUGUUUACAGUUUUGCGAAGGUUUUCUAUUUUGUUUACCAUGUUUGCUGAAGGAAUUUUACUCAAAAAGAAAUUUUCUUGGGGCAUUCAGAUGACAGUAUUUGCAAUGAUAAUUGGUGCAUUUGUAGCUGCUAGUUCUGACUUGGCAUUUGAUCUGGAAGGAUAUAUUUUUAUCCUGGUCAAUGAUGUCUUAACAGCUGCAAAUGGUGCAUAUGUAAAACAGAAGCUGGAUUCAAAGGAGCUGGGAAAAUAUGGUCUGCUUUAUUACAAUGCACUGUUCAUGAUUCUUCCCACUUUGGCCAUUGCCUAUUUCACAGGAGAUGCGCAAAAGGCAAUGGAAUAUAAAGGCUGGGCAGAUACACUCUUCCUUAUACAGUUUACACUGUCGUGUGUAAUGGGGUUUAUUUUGAUGUACUCCACUGUUCUUUGCACUCAGUAUAAUUCUGCUCUCACAACUACAAUAGUUGGCUGUAUUAAGAACAUAUUAAUAACAUAUAUUGGAAUGUUUUUUGGAGGAGACUAUAUUUUUACAUGGACAAACUUCAUUGGGUUAAAUAUCAGUAUUGCUGGAAGCUUGGUGUAUUCCUACAUCACUUUUACGGAAGAACAGCUGAAUAAGCAGUCUGAAGCUAGCAUCAAGAUGGACAUUAAAGGAAAAAGCUCAGUAUAACCAGGGAAUUACUUACAAAAACCCCUUGGUUUUGAUUCACUGAUGAUUACUGGCGGUAGUAAAAAUUUGUCAAUGUAGGUAUAUUUGCAAAUGCAAAGUACCAACAUUAUUCCAUGACAAUCUAAAGACUGCAGCCUUUUACAAAUCUAUUUAAAAGAUUUAUAAUUGAUUGUACAUUAAAUACACAUCAGAUUAAUUUAGGCUAUGAGGAAAACAUUUUUUUAAUUUUUGCUGAAACCUGGCAGUAAAGCAGUGCAUCAAUGAUGACGUAGGAGUUCUGACUUCAGAGGGCUGUGUGAAAUGUACUCUGGAUGUUAUCGAGUAUAGUUUUGUCUUGUGGGAAGACUUCUACUCAUUCAGUUACGGUUUAGUUUGCACCUGAACUGCAAUGCAACUAAGCAGAUCAGCAGGCAGUCUUAAACAGUGUUGAAUAAGCUCUGCGCAGGGACACCAGUAAAAACGACUCUAUCCCCUUUAUGCUGUGUAAAAGGGACAGUGGUAUAAAGCAGCUUGCAAAGCCCCAGUCAGAGGGGACUCAUCAGUGCAGGCAUUGGGAGGACAGCCUCAAAGCUUUCUUCUUAGUAGCCCCUCAAACACAGAGGUACCAUAGGCAGGAGUUCGUAUGAACUCCCCCUCAAAGAAUUAGCCUUUGAAAUGUAGUCUGCCUAACUUCUUUGGAGGGGAGGAGUGUGUCCGUUCCUUGAAGCAGCUCAGAUCAGGGGGGUAUAAAGACUGUGUAAAGCUUUCAUAGCCUUUCCUCUUGGUCACAGAUUCUGGUGCUGUAUCACCUCACUCUUAGAAAAGAAUAGAGUAAUUGUUUAGCUUUAUAAGCUUUCACUAACCAUAAACCCUCUGUAGUCCCUGCAAAAGUCAUGAAAAGAUGAUUCAUGUGUUGGAGAGCUUGGUCUUCUUGUCAACAUCAAGCUUUCCAAAGUUGGGGGAAUUUCAUGAGCUAGAAGUGCAGAGGGACUGAAAUAUAACUUUUCUUUUGGUAGAGAAAAGAAUGACUUGCAUAUUAAAGGCUGGAGCCUGCUGAUCUUUUAAUAAAGGAAGCAGUUCUGCAAUACAUGCCAAUGUUUAGGCUUUGAACAUUCAACCAUGUUUUGACCAUUACUUUGUGAGGAUUUUGUAAUAGAUGCUUUCAUUUUAAAUUUUUUGAAGCCUCUCUUCAUCCUGCUCAGAUUCUAUGCUGGCCUCAAACAAGUUAGUGCUUGCAAAAUUGAGGUAAGGUAAGCAAUCUCGAGGAGAGAUUCAACAGUACUAGAGACGCAGCACUUUCAGAUUUAUGGAAUACCCUGGUGAACUGGCAAGGGCCUCCCUGAAAAUCAGUUUGAGUCAACUACUUGACCUGUCAAUCUUAGUCUGAGCAGCAUGGCAGGUUGCUGCUCAGCAGAGUAAGCUAGCCCGCACGGAGCUAGCUCUGUGCUGCUGUGGCUAGGUAACUUGUGGUACCUGAGGUAGCUUGUAAGAAGGUGGAUCAGGUGUCUGGACCACACUGGGCUGCAGUGUAGAUCUAGUCCUAGAAUUAUUUUGAGGUUGGUGCUGCAGUGGGAUCAUUCAAUUAAAGAAGCGGCCCAUCCUUUAGGCAUGUGAAUCACAAAAGCGGUUCCCACUAGCACCUGAAAUAAACCUGCUAGUAUCCCUGAGAUUUUGCAGAUCAGGCUGAACUUUUACUUUAAAAAUCAUGUGAAAGUCUGUCUAAGUCUUCUUUCUAAAAGUAAUGUUUUUGAGUGCUCUCUCAUCCCAAUACAAAGACAAAUAAGUUAACUUUUUAGUUCAGCAUAUUGAACAGUUAAAGCACUUAACACUUUAUGCAUGUUAAAAGUUAGUGAAAGGUCUGUAAAGUGUUGCCUAGAGUGAAUAUUUAACUCAUUACCUCUGUUCUUCUAGGCAAUGUCUGUUUUUUUUCCAUAAAAAAAGACAUUUAAUAUGUACCAUUGUAUGGUUGAUACAGUUCUAAUAUUUUAGCCCUGUGCAGAUUUUAUUCUGUAUCUGGCUUCUUGUUGAGUGCAGUUUUCCAGAAGUUAAGUACAGACUUUUAAUUUUGCAGUAUUAUUUUUUAAAUCUCUCCCUGUGAAUAUCUUCAGUGAAAUUUAUAUACUACUUCCCUUUCCCUUUAUUUUUACUUCUAUCCUUCAUUUUUUUAGAAGAGACUUUCAUAGGCACUUUUUUCUAGUUGCCUCUGAAAGGAUAUUUGGUAGAAAAUCCAACUGAGGUUGUAAGAAAUGCUGCACCUGUCAGAAUAUUUCAUAUGUAACCUCUCAGAAGUAAGAAUUCUUGUAGAUUUUUGUGCAAAAACAUUUAAUCAACAUAUGGAUAAAACCAUACAGUGUUUAUCUACUGUGUUUCCUUGGCAGCCUGCAUUGUUGGCUAGUCCUCCAUUUCAGAAUCUUUAAACAUAGCCUGCUUAGGUGGGUAUUUUUAAAUGAGCUAAACAUAUGCUGUUUAUAUAUUAAAGGAAGUGGAAGUCUGCAUUCAGUGCAAAUGAUACCCUGACUUGUCAAAGGCUUCCUGAAAUCAUGCAGUUAGUUCCUACUGUACUGUGAUGGCAUGACCUUAUGAGUCUCCUAAAGAAGAGCCAGUCCUGGGGAUGGCAGAGUUCGGUGAAGCUGCUUGUAAUUUUUUUUUAAAUCCCUCGGUCAGGGAGGUGGAAGAGGAGGAAUUAAUUAUGGGGGGAAAGUAAAUAAUCCAAAGUUGUGAUGAGUAUUCUUUUAAAUAAGCUAAACUUAGGAAGAAGCUACAACAAAAGGAUUUACCAGAUACAUAGUUUUCCCUUUUCUUGUGUACUAAGAAAAUCCAGUGUAAAAACUGGAAAACUUUAUCAUGACAGUCUUUCUUCCACAACAUGGAAGUCACUUGAACUACAUUUGGUUUUGAACUAUGUAACCUAUUUUUCCCCCUCAUUGAACCUAGGUGGUAAUUUGAGAGAUCUGGGAUUUUGGGUAGAUUUACUGCAGCUCUUGUAUCAAAGUUGGAGAAAGCUAAUAUUUCAGAACAAGGGUGUGAACUGUACACAGUAGGCAAAAAGACUGUAUGACACUUUCUCUUUGUCUGCUUUUUCAGUAGUCUUGCCUAUAGACAGCUGUUGGAUCAUGCACGUAACUGUAAAUUGUUUGCCUUUUCUACAUGCUGAUUUUAAAUUCAGCAGAUGAAAUUUCUCCUGUCUGUUAAAUCUUUGCUUUUCUUUGUGAGGGAGAAAAACCAAGAAACUGGUCAUUGUAAAUGGGUCACCAUGGAAGUGUUUUUAACUUGCACUGAAAACUUAUUCCAAGAUUAAUACUUUUGAUUUAGUUGAUCAUGCAAAUCAAAGUACUUGUUCUAAACCCUUUUUUUUAAUCUAGCAAGAUCAUGGCAGAAAACCUCUCUCUAGACCCUUUAUGCCAGGUUAAAGAUCAGAGCUGUGUAAAUGGAUCUUAAAAAUCCCUCUUCCAGUUGUGGUAGUAUUUAUUCCCCUAGUGCAGGCACCAAGGAAGAGAGCCACGAGUCUGCCUUUAGAUGUCCUCUUGCAAGUCUUGGCUUGGGGGCAGGUGUUAAGGUAGGACUACAGCACCAUCCCUUUAUGGCAAUUUCAUGAGUUGAAAUGGUCUGCAGAGACUUGGGGGGAGGGGUGCUACAACUUGGACAAAGCCCCAGAGCUUUCCAAAUUAUACCAGAACCUCAUGGCCAGGAAAAGGGAAGAUGCAGAGAAGGCUUAAAGUUGCCAUUUCAUCUCUUCCUUCUGUGCUUUACCUUAGAGAAGCAGCACAGAAUAUUGUUUCAAGUGAUUUAUUUUGAUUAACUUAAUGUGAUGUUUGACCAAAUCAUGGAAGUCUUUAGCCAAGCCUUCUAAUUCUUACCAGUAACUUAAACUGGAAUAUUUUCAUAUAGUUUUUAUUUUUGCUUAUCAUCAUGCUGGUCUGAAGCAUUUCAGUCAGGUGUUCAUUACUGAGAGAACUUCUACCUUUUUUUUUUUUUAAUCUACUGGUUAGAUUUAUUGUCCUGUAAAAUAUUUUUAAAGCUUACAUUGUUUGUAAACGUGCACAUUUUAGUGCCAAGAUCCAGAUGAUAUUGUAUACACUGGGAAGGUGAACAAAAUUCAUACAAUAGAGUAUUUUCUAUACUAUUAAUCUUACUCUAAAUAUGUUUUUCUAUAUAGAGUCUAUUUACAAAAAGACUGUUUAGUGUUCAAAGGAUGCUUUUGAUUUGAAUGUACUGCAGGCUUUAUAUCUAUUACAUCAUGAAUGAUAGCAGAAGGAAUCUUAUGUGCCUAUGUAUUUUUGUACUGGCUUUAAAUAAAUACUGUUUUUUCCUGAAACACUGGUGUUUUUUUCCU
Messenger RNA from Alligator sinensis (Chinese alligator), 5140 nucleotides. It is a transcript of the gene SLC35D1, whose product is annotated as solute carrier family 35 member D1. The transcript is spliced from 10 exons. The annotation marks the transcript as partial. NCBI's taxonomy places the organism in Eukaryota, Metazoa, Chordata, Crocodylia, Alligatoridae. Gene Ontology annotation, molecular function: GDP-fucose transmembrane transporter activity; antiporter activity. Gene Ontology annotation, cellular component: Golgi apparatus. The record is from RefSeq and is a predicted model, not a curated record.